Molecule: messenger RNA, 1381 nt
Organism: Sycon ciliatum
Lineage: Eukaryota; Metazoa; Porifera; Calcarea; Leucosolenida; Sycettidae
Exons: 3
Coding region: 241-1188 (315 amino acids)
Biological process (GO): endoplasmic reticulum to Golgi vesicle-mediated transport; intracellular protein transport; Golgi organization
Cellular component (GO): endoplasmic reticulum-Golgi intermediate compartment; COPII-coated ER to Golgi transport vesicle; endoplasmic reticulum
Source: RefSeq, a predicted model, not a curated record
ACAGUCAACAGUCAGUUCAUACCAGGAGGAUAUCGAUAGGAGGCGCGGAGGACAAGAUUUACCAGAAUUUUUCGAACCAUAGAUAAGUAGUUACCGCCGAAGGUUUCUGACUUCAAACUUCGUCCCACCUACACAUCUAGUUUACCGUUUUGAUUGUGUAUAUCUACGAUUGUACGAGGGUGACCAAGGCCAGGGUCGCUUUGGAGGGCCCUACCUUCACACUAGGGCGGUAAGAGUACAAUGGCGGCCAAGGAGAGAGUGCGGAGCAGCGGAUGGCACUGGUCACGGAUCACCGCCAACAUAGCCCUCGCUCUGCUACUUGUAGCGGUCACUGGGCUGCUGAGCGGAGUUCGUGGGAGCGACGACCAGGUGCCGCAACACAGAAGAAAGCCUGGACAAACGGCUGAAUUGGAGGAGAUUGACGCUCCCAUGGACGAGGAUGAGAUGACAGAGCAGCGAUUACGCGGUAAUGGCAUAGUCAAGAAACUGGAUGGUCGCGAAUUCAGCAAAGAGUUUAGCGCUCUGGAGACUGAUUCAGGACGCCUGGUCGACUCGGAAGAGUAUGGAGCGGCGUUUUACGUGAUCGUGGAGCCUUACAGCGAGGAGUGCUUUUACCAGCCAGUGAAGUCAGGAUCGGUCCUACAUGUCCUCUUCAAUGUAGAAGCAAACCCUACAAUCAUGCACCCCGACGUGGACCUGGAGGUGACGGACCCGGCCGGAAACGUUGUACUACAGGAGCUACACAGCAGAGGCAACGCUCAAGGCGACCAUGAUAAACGCCACGACAACAGUAACCAUGACGGCUCCAUGGUGAUGGUGAAGAAGACCGGGGACUACAAGGUGUGCUUCAACAAUCGCCAGAGUAACUCUGCCAUGUACCGCAAGCAGCUCUACUUGGACAUCGGUCCUGUGCUGCAUGUCAAGUACACAACACUGCCAGACAACCUGGACCAGGAGAUUGUUGAAAAGAUCCACGAAACCCUGGACACGUGCAAUGAUCAUCUGGACGGCAUCAUGGACUUCCAGCUGACACAGCGGCGACAUUACCAUCAUGACAUGUCAAUGGCCGUCAUGAACGAGAGCAUGGUGGUGUACCGCUCUCUACUCAUCGUUACACUGAUGGGCCUGGCAGUCCUGUUGCAGACAGUGAUUAUUCGAACGUUCUUCAAAACGACGGCCAGAGUGUAAGCGGGGCCUGGCCUGUCCUGGCCACUCUGUGAUCACCUGGAUUUGUCGAACACAUGCGGACACUAACUAAUCGGAUAGUGGGGAGCAAGAUCAUGUUACCCACUCUAACCGUAUACAGUGCUAUAUCAGCUAUAUCCUAUAUCCUCCAGAUACUCGUACCGUGCAUCCUGUUGUUGCUUGGGAACUAACUUUA